AUGAUCGGUGCAGGGGGACCAUUGGCGUCAGGCACCAGCCUGGGCUCCUACAAAUCACACCGUUCUAGUAGGUCGCCCGUCGCCAGUGCGGAGACGUGGAAGCAGCGCUGGCAACGCCGUUGCUAUGGGGUCCUGGCCCAUCCGCUGUUCGAUGGGGUCAUGGGCGCGCUGAUCACGCUCAACACCCUUGUGAUCGGCGUCGAGCUCAUGGUGUUCCCGCCGAUGACGACGCCCGCGCCUGAGGGCGAUGCUGUCUUCGAGUCGCUGGAGCACGCGUUUCUGCUCAUCUACGUGGCAGAGCUUUCAGCCCGCAUCUUUGCGUGCGGUAUGAAGUGCAUGCGAACCAACUGGGUCAGGUUUGACUUCGUCCUCGUGUCGUUUGGUGUGGUGGACUCCUGGUUGGUUCCACUCGUCCUGCUGUGUGCUGGCGAAGCCGUGCAGAAGAGCUGGUCACCGCCCACGUUCAUGCGCAUUCUGAAGCUCGGGCGCCUCGCGCGAAGUCUGCGCCUCUUCGUGCAGUUCCGGACCCUCUGGAUGCUGGUCUCUGGGCUGUCUCAGUCUUUGACCACGAUCGUCAACGUUUUCAUCGUGCUCUCGCUGACCCUCUUUAUAUUUGCUUGCCUUGGCAUAGAGAUGAUCACAAGUAAUCCUAAAAGUUUCGACGAAGGGACAUUUGGCGAUAUUGUCAACGAUUACUGGAGCACGCUGCCAAAGGUCAUGCUCACACUGGUCCAGUUUGUUACCCUGGACAGUAUCGGGCAGAUAUACAAGCCUUUGAUCGAGGAAGACUGGAUGCUGGUGCUAUUCUUUAUACCUUUCAUCCUGGUGGUGUCCGUAGUCGUCAUGAACCUCGUGACAGCGGUGGUCAUCGAAGUCUUCCUGGAUCACGCGAAGCGAGACCAGGAGAUGCGCCAGAUCUACAAGAACCACUACACGCGGGCCAUCCUCCCGCAGCUGCGGGCGAUGUUCGAGGACCUAGACGCGGACGGCAACGGCUACAUCACCUUGGUCGAGCUCCAGCACGCCUCCGAGGAGCUGCAGAUGGACCUCGGGAAGCUCCUGAACGUAGACUCGCUCUUCGACCUGUUCGACGCGCUGGAUGCGGACGGCUCGGGCGAGAUCAGCAUCGACGAGUUCCUCGAGGGCAUCACGCAGCUGAGCGCCACCAACUCGAGGGGCCUCGAGCUCACCCGCAUACUGAACAUGCUGAAGCUGAUCCUCCGGCACGUCGCCCCGCAAGACCCUGUGACCAGGACCUUGAGCGCCCUCCCCUCGGCGAGGCGCGCCGCCCCCUCGUCGGGCGCGCAGAGCCCCAAGAGCCCCAAGAGCCCCAAGCGCCGGGGCGGCGGCGGCUGGGCGGCGGCGGCUGCGCGGAGGGCGCCGGACCGCAGCGCCCGCUCCCCGGCCUGA
Prorocentrum cordatum is the source of this 1410-nucleotide messenger RNA. The record is from the annotation of a GenBank genome assembly. Lineage: Eukaryota; Dinophyceae; Prorocentrales; Prorocentraceae.